AUGCUGCGGCAAGUGAUCCACGGAGGUCUGAAGGCGUCCUUCUACUGGCUGGGCUUGUUCGUCAGCAGACACCCCGUCUUCUUCCUCACCGUGCCCGCCGUGCUCACCAUCAUCUUCGGAUCCACGCUGCUCAGCAGGUUCCGGCCGGAGACCGACCUGGAGCGGCUGGUGGCGCCCACCCACAGCCUGGCCAAGAUCGAGCGCAGCCUGGCCAACAGCCUCUUCCACGUCGACCAGUCCACGCACCGCCUCUACUCCGACCUGCACACGCCGGGCAGGUACGGCCGCCUCAUCCUGCAAGCCAAGUCCGGCGGGAACAUCCUGGAGCUGGCCGAGCAGGUGCUGCGCGUCCACCGGCGGGUGCUGGAGCUGCGGGUGUCCUACCAGGGCUUCAACUACACCUUCGCCCACCUCUGCGUGCUCGGCCACGGCGACAAGAAGUGCCGCCUGGACGACAUCGUCUCCGUCCUCCAGGACAUCCACCAGGCGGUGCUCGCCAACAGCUCCUUCAGCAAGGUGCUCGUCAGCUACCCCAACACCACCCUCAAGGAUGGCCGAGUGUCCUUUAUUGGCCACCAGCUGGGAGGCGUGUCCUUCUCCCCCAAUAGCCGGGAUCAGCAGGUCAAGUUUGCACGAGCUGUCCAGAUUACCUACUACCUCCGCAACAACGGACCGGCGGUCCAGGAUGCAAUCGCAGAGGUCUGGGAAAAUGAGUUCUGCGCCCUGGUCAGUCGGCUGUCCACAGCCGGGGCUCCCCACGGACCCGACCAACUCCUGAUUCAGUCCCUCACGUCCUUCAGCCUAUGGCGGGACUUCCAUCAGACCGGCGUGCUGGCCAAAGGCGAGGUGUUGGUUAGUCUGGUGUUGGUCCUCCUGGCGGCCACCAUAUCCAGCUCCAUGCGGGACUGUUUGAGGGGGAAACCCUUCCUGGGACUCCUGGGGGUGCUGACCAUCUGCAUCGCCAACGUGACCGCCGCAGGGAUCUUCUUCAUAUCGGAUGGGAAGUUCAACUCCACACUUCUGGGGAUUCCGUUCUUCGCAAUGGGCCACGGAACCAAGGGGGUGUUCGAGCUCCUGGCCGGCUGGAGGAGAACUAGGGAAAACCUGCCUUUCAAGGAGCGUGUGGCCGACGCCUUUGCCGACGUGAUGGUGUGCUACACCAUGACCAGCUCUCUCUACAUCAUCACCUUCGGCAUGGGAGCCAGCCCCUUCACCAACAUCGAGUCGGUGAAGAUCUUCUGCCAGAGCAUGUGCGUGGCCAUCUUGGUCAACUACUUCUACGUCUUCUCCUUCUACGGAUCCUGCCUGGUGUUCGCCGGACAGCUGGAGCAGAACCGCUACCACAGCGUUUUCUGCUGCAAAAUCCCCUCGGUGGAGUACCUGGACCGCCAGCCCACGUGGUUCAAAACCAUGAUGAGCGACGGCCACGACCUGUCCACGCACCACGACAGCGUGCCGUACCAGAACCACUUCAUCCAGCACUUCCUGCGUGAACACUACACCGAGUGGAUCACCAACACCUACGUCAAGCCCUUCGUGGUCAUUCUCUAUCUCAUAUACGCUUCCUUCUCAUUCAUGGGAUGUUUACAAAUCAGUGACGGCUCCAACAUCGUCAACCUUCUGGCCAGCAACUCUCCCAGCGUGUCCUACGCGCUGACUCAGCAGAAGUACUUCAGCAACUACAGCCCCGUGAUCGGCUUCUACAUCUACGAGCCCAUCGAGUACUGGAACGCCACGGUGCAGGAGCACCUGAAGAUGCUGAGUCACGGCUUCAACAAGAUCUCCUGGAUGGACAACUUCUUCCACUACCUGCGGGUGGUGAACGUGAGCGCCUCCACCAAGAGCGACUUCAUCAGCAUUCUCCGAGGCUCCUUCCUGCAGAGCCUGGAGUACCAGCACUUCACGGAGGACAUCAUUUUCUCCAAGAACCGCGACACCAGCGAGUACGACAUCAUCGCCUCGCGCAUGUAUUUGGUGGCACGUAUUACGGAGAAGAAGCGCGAGGAGGUGGUGGAGCUUCUGGAGAAGCUCCGCCCGCUGAUGCUGAUCAACAGCAUCAAGUUCAUCGCCUUCAACCCGACCUUCGUGUUCAUGGACCGCUACAGUUCCUCCGUCAUCUCUCCCAUCCUCACCUCGGGCUUCAGUGUGCUCACCAUCCUCAUCCUCACGCUCUUCCUGGUCAUCAACCCCUUGGGGAACUUCUGGCUCAUCCUCACCGUCACCUCGGUGGAGCUGGGCGUCCUGGGUUUGAUGACUCUUUGGAAUGUUGGCAUGGACAGCAUCUCAAUCCUGUGCCUUAUUUAUACCCUCAACUUCGCCAUGGAUCACUGUGCGCCGCAUCUCUACACCUUUGUGCUGGCCACCGAGCACACCAGGACUCAGUGCAUCAAGCUGGCACUGGAGGAGCACGGGGCGGCUAUCUUGCAGAACACGUCUUGCUUCGUGAUCGGGAUCAUGCCUUUGGUGUUUGUGCCUUCCAACCUGACCUACACGCUGUUCAAGUGCUCGCUGCUGACGGCCGGCUGCACCGUGCUCCACUGCUUCGUCAUCCUGCCCGUCUUCCUCACCUUCUUCCCACCGUCCAAGAAGAGACACAAGAAGAAGAAACGGGCCAAGCGGAAAGAGCGGGAGCGGGAACGGGAGGAGAUAGAGUGCAUCGAGGUCAGAGAGAACCCCGACCACGUGACUAAUGUCUGAGUCGGCAUGUUUGCAGCCAAUCCUGGUGGGCUUAUGUCGAGUAGCGGGGGACGACGAUACAGGUGCCGCGCAAGACGCCUGGUCGCGAGUAGAGUGCCGCCCAUUGGACACCCAUUCAGUCUUGACAGUGUGCCUGGUUCUACUCCCGGGCUUACAAGAGACUAUAGGUUACGUACGCACGGUCUGAACAUACAGUCGCUUGCGCUAUGGGAAAUAUUAGAGUCUCCGGCAGCCCUUAACGCCACUAGCUGGAGGGUCAAAGCAGUCGGUGAGGCCAAGACCAGGUCGGGUCAAUGGAAGACAACAUCAUUCAUCCAUUGAAGCUAAUGAACAUCUGCUUAGAAAGCCAAAAAGACCAGCGUUGAUUUGCUGAUGCUAACUGAGGCGCUAGCAAGUGUUGCAAACAUUGGCCUCCAUUUGCUCAUUUCGAAUAACACACGGCUUGGCGGUGGGUGUGGGCGUGACUGUUGAUGGUGAUCUGAUACCAAGUACGUACAGAUCCUUGAAUCAUUUUGUCACGUUACCUAUUCAUUUGUUAGGAAUGAUUAGAAUCACGAUAUAUCAUAAAAGAAAAACUCCAAAAACCAUUUUUUUACCAUACUUUCCGGGCUUUAGAGCCUACCGGUUUUUGAAGAAAUAAAUAUAUUUACAUAUAUUAGCCGCACCGGGCCAAGAGCGGGAGAUACAUGCCGGUACAAAAUAUUUUGUAAUUGUUUAUUUACAUACCUUAAUGUCUGUAACAUGGCAGUAA
Molecule: messenger RNA, 3448 nt
Organism: Nerophis lumbriciformis (worm pipefish)
Lineage: Eukaryota; Metazoa; Chordata; Actinopteri; Syngnathiformes; Syngnathidae
Gene: ptchd4
Product: patched domain containing 4
Cellular component (GO): membrane
Source: RefSeq, a predicted model, not a curated record